AUGGGAUAUGAUAAGGCGUCUUCCAAAGUUGAUGUCGUUGUCAGAUAUGUGGACCAGAAGUAUUACCAGGCUACCAUCGCCGACAAAUCUUCAGGCGAGGACAUCUGCGUAGAACCCCAAAAGUCAAAGACCGUCGAAGCUGCUUUGGAAGGCCUGCUCGCUCACACUUGCUCUCAUCUUGGAAACCCUCCCAACUUGAUCGGUGCUGGUGCUACACAAAAGGAUAGUCCGCUUCUCAAGCGCGGUCGUGGAAGACCUAAGAGCGUUCUCCCUUCUGCCAUCUCAUCUGCCGUCAAGCCCAAGGCAAAGAGAGCUGCUCCCGCUGCAAGUACCAUGGUGGCUGAUGUUACUCCCGGAGCCAAACGUGGUGUUGGAAGACCCAAGAAGCAAGAUGCCGCUGCACCCGCAUCCAUUAGUCGUCCCAGAGGAAGACAACGCAAGAGUCCUACGGCACCCGUGUCCACUGGUCGUCCUGUCGGCAGACCGCGCAAGAAUCCUGUCGCAACUGCUCUCGCAACCGAGGUGACGGAGGAUGGUACCACCGCACUCAUCAAGCGCGGUAGAGGUAGACCCAAGAAGUCCGACUCCACUCCCGUAGCUGCGACUGCUCCAAAGCGUGAUGCAUCAGCCCUUGAGGACGACGAAGACGAAGAGCCCGCAGUCAGAAAAUCACGCAAGAUCACCACGGACGACGAUUUCCAGGAGCUUAUCGGUGCAUACGACCUCGGCGAUAUCGAAGAAGCAGGUCAGGCUGCUCCUUACACGCCCCAAGUAUGGUUUCCAACUUACGUUUCUAGAAUUGCUAGGGUUGUCUACCAGUGCAUUGCAGAUGGAGCUGAUGGAGGUCUGACCGAAGAUGAGAUUAUGGAGGACACAGGUCUCGCAUACAGCGACAUUAGUGCUGGUAUCUCACAAUUGAGUGAAAAGGGUGGCAUAGAGCCAGCUAUCGAGGAUUCCGCAAGAUGGGUAGUCAUUGACGAGUGGGAGGAUGAAGACGAGUGA
Molecule: messenger RNA, 1002 nt
Organism: Aureobasidium namibiae CBS 147.97
Lineage: Eukaryota; Fungi; Ascomycota; Dothideomycetes; Dothideales; Saccotheciaceae
Exons: 1
Coding region: 1-1002 (333 amino acids)
Molecular function (GO): DNA binding
Source: RefSeq, a predicted model, not a curated record